UUCUGCGGGGAGAGGGGAGGCCUCUUCUUUUUGUCCCUCUCGCUUUCAUUAAAUGGUAUCCUGCUUCCAUUAAUAGCGAUCACUUCUCCUGCUUUCGUAUCCUCUUAAGCUCCAAGGUAAAAGGGAACUGGAGAAACUUCCUCCUGCUGCUGCUGCUGUGCUCUGUGGUUGGGGGGCUUGGUGGGAGCCGGAAGAAUGGCGAGGGAGAAGAUAUGCAUACGGAAGAUCGAGAACGCGACGGCGAGGCACGUGACUUUCUCGAAGCGGAGGAGGGGGCUCUUCAAGAAGGCCGAGGAGCUGUCAGUGCUCUGCGAUGCUGACGUCGGCCUCAUCAUCUUCUCCUCCGCCGGCAAGCUCUUCGAGUUCUCCAGCUCGAGCAUGUCGGAUAUACUAGAAAGGUAUCGUCUGCUGUCCAAGAAUCUCGAGAAAUUGCAGCAGCCCUCCCAGGACACGCCGUUGUUGGAGAAUGGUGGAUCAUCGGGGUUAAGCAAGGAAGUUGUGGAUGAAAGUCACAAAUUGAGGCUGAUGAGAGGAGAGGAGCUCCAGGGAUUAAACACAGACAAACUGGAUCAGCUGGAAAAAGCACUGGAAGAGGGACUGAAACGAGUGAUCACAAAGAAGACAGAAAAGAUUACGACAGAAAUACAAGACCUUCAGCAAAAGGGAACAGAACUGGCCCUGCAAAAGGGGAAACUAAGCCAACAGGUUGCUGAAAUACGUCGACUGAAGCAAGUUGCUGCUAAUUCGGAAACUAGCAGUGAAGAAGACCAGUCCUCUGAGUUGCCCACUCAUGGAUCGAGCUCCAAUUGCUCGAACACUUCUCUAAAGCUUGGGCUGCCGUACAUUGGUUGAUCGAAUCUGCCGACUAACUGUUAGCUUGCAUUUGGAGACCUGCUGAUCAACUCGAAUUGAUUUCCAACUUCAGUUCAACAGCAAGGAAAAGCAAGGAUGCAGUUUUUUUUCUUUUCUUGCAUCUUUAUUAUUAUUCGGUGCCGAGUGGCCUUCACGUUAAGAUGACACAUCUCCUUUCUAAACUCUAAUGACUAUAACAACAAUCUAGUUUUUUCGUUGA
This is a messenger RNA of Punica granatum (pomegranate), 1072 nucleotides long. Lineage: Eukaryota; Viridiplantae; Streptophyta; Magnoliopsida; Myrtales; Lythraceae. The record is from RefSeq and is a predicted model, not a curated record.